Arabidopsis arenosa is the source of this 2566-nucleotide messenger RNA. NCBI's taxonomy places the organism in Eukaryota, Viridiplantae, Streptophyta, Magnoliopsida, Brassicales, Brassicaceae. The record is from the annotation of a GenBank genome assembly.
GUCGGUCCGAUUUCUCCGGCUAACUUACUUAAGCUGACAAGUCUUUCUCCUCCUUCCUAACUUCGUCCCCCCCACACACACCUUUCUCCAUUCUCUCUCUCUGUAAAUAAUCGCUCUCUCUCUCUCUCUCUAAAGCUUUCUUCGUCGUCGUCCAUGGCGGCUAACAAAUUCGCCACACUGAUUCACCGGAAAACAAACCGAAUCACUUUAAUUCUCGUAUACGCUUUCCUCGAAUGGUCACUCAUCUUCUUCAUUCUUCUCAACUCUCUCUUCUCUUAUUUCAUCCUCAGAUUCGCUGAUUAUUUCGGUCUUAAACGUCCUUGUCUCUUCUGCUCUAGACUCGAUCGUUUCUUCGAUGCUUCUAGUAAAUCUCCUUCUCAUAAAGAUCUUCUCUGCGAUGAUCAUGCUCUCGAGAUUUCAAAAUCACACUCAAAACCUGUUGAAGAAUCCAGUACUGGUUUCGGAGAACUUCACAAUGAUUUGGUUCAUCAUCGUCGUUGUUGUUGUGCUCCGAUUGAGUCUGAUUUUGGGAAUUUAGAUUAUCCGAUUGGUGAUGAAGGUCAAAUUUACAAUGGUCUUAAGUUUCCUCGAUCGAUCUUCGGAUCUGUGAAUUUGAAUGAUUCUCAGGAAGAAGAAACAGAGGAGAAGAAGGUUUCUUCAUUAAUCGAGAUUGUUCCCCAAUCUCCUGAGAAACUUGAAGAUGAUGAUGAUGAUGAGGAGUUUUCGUGCUAUGUAUCAAGUUUCGACUGUAAUAGCAAAGAAAUUGCAAUAGAGAAGGAAGAAGAAAACAAAGUGGAUCUGGCUAUAGAGGUUGAAACUGCAGAAUCAGCGCCUAAAAACCUUGAGUUCUAUAUCGAUGAAGAAGACUGUCAUUUGAUUCCAGUUGAAUUCUACAAACAGAGCGAAGAAGUUCGAGAGAUUUCCGAUGUUAAUGGAGAUUUUAUACUCGAUUUCGGCGUUGAGCCUGAUUUCACGGCGGAGGAGGAGGGAAUCUCCGUCUUUGCUUCGCCGGAUGAUUCGAAACCGGACGAUGCGGUGACGAAUCUAGGUGCUUCGUCAGAUGAUUUAGUGCAAAUGCAAAACGACGACGAAGAUACAGACGACGCAGAGGUUUCUAUAGGCACAGAAAUUCCUGAUCAUGAGCAAAUCGGAGAUAUUACUUCGCACCAACUCAUUCCUCACGACGAUGACAAUGACGAUGACGAUGAUCAUGAGGAGGAUACGUUGGAGUUCAAAACAGUUACGAUUGAAACUAGAAUGCCCGUCUUAACUGUCAACGAAGAGCGGAUUUUAGAAACUCAAGGAUCGGUGGAAAGCUCGCAUAGUCUACAUAACGCUAUGUUUCACUUAGAGCGAAGAGUAUCCGUUGAUGGUAUUGAAUGUCCUGAAGGAGUACUCACCGUGGAUAAGUUGAAGUUGGAGUUACAAGAAGAGAGAAAAGCACUUAACGCGUUGUACGAGGAGCUGGAGGUAGAGAGGAGUGCGUCUGCGGUUGCUGCGAGUGAAACAAUGGCGAUGAUCAAUAGGUUGCAUGAGGAGAAAGCUGCGAUGCAGAUGGAAGCUUUGCAGUAUCAGAGAAUGAUGGAGGAGCAAGCUGAGUUUGAUCAAGAAGCCUUGCAGUUGUUGAAUGAGCUUAUGGUGAAUCGAGAGAAGGAGAACGCCGAGCUCGAGAAGGAGUUAGAGGUGUAUAGAAAGAGAAUGGAGGAGUAUGAAGCUAAAGAGAAAAUGGGGAUGUUGAGGAGGAGAAUCAGAGAUUCCUCUGUUGAUUCGUAUAGAAAUAAUGGCGAUUCAGAUGAGAAUAAUAAUGGAGAUUUACAUCAUAAGAAUGUUGAAGGAGUUACGGAUUGGAAAUAUAUAGAGAAUGAGAUGGAGAACACGCCGGUUGAUGUUGUUCUUCGUCUUGAUGAGUGUUUAGAUGAUUAUGACGGAGAGAGGCUUUCGAUUCUUGGGAGAUUGAAGUUUCUUGAAGAGAAACUCACAGAUCUCAAUAACGAAGAGGACGAGGAGGAGGAAGCUAAAACGUUUGAGAAUAAUGGUAGCAUCAAUGGAAAUGGGCAUAUUCAUUGCAAGGAAACAAACGGAAAGCACAGAGUCAUCAAGUCAAAGAGACUACUUCCCCUGUUUGAUGCGGUCGAUGGAGAGAUGGAAAACGGGUUAGAUAACGGAAACCAUCACGAAAACGGGUUUGAUGAAUCAGAGAAUGGUGCGAUUGUGACGAUAGAAGAAGAAGUGGAUGAGCUAUACGAGAGACUAGAAGCUCUAGAGGCAGAUAGAGAGUUCUUGAGGCAUUGUGUUGGUUCAUUGAAAAAAGGUGACAAAGGUGUACAUCUCCUCCAUGAGAUUCUACAACAUUUACGUGAUCUAAGGAAUAUCGAUCUUAUUCGCGUCAAAGAAAAUGGAGACAUAUGAGUGUUUUUGAGUUGGAUUUUGAGUUUUGCGUUUGAGUUCUUCACUCUUUGCAUAGUGACAUAAAGAACAAGAACAAUCAUACAGGUAUAUAACUUAUCUCUGUUAACCGAAGAAUAUUUCCAUGUCUAUAAUCACACAUUAAAGAAGAUUCAGUUUU